UUAUAGAGAAAGAUGGGACAUCACUCGUGCUGUGACAAGAAGAAGGUGAAGAGAGGACUGUGGUCAGCGGAGGAAGAUGAGACACUCAUCAACUACAUUUCAAACUAUGGCCAUGGUUGCUGGAGCUCUGUCCCAAAAUUUGCUGGCCUGGAGAGAUGUGGAAAGAGCUGUAGACUAAGAUGGAUAAAUUAUCUCAGACCUGACUUAAAACAUGGGCACUUCUCUCCAGAAGAAGUGGCCCUCAUCACUGAACUUCAUGGCAUUCUAGGAAACAAGUGGGCUCGGAUAGCCAAGCAACUACCAGGAAGAACAGAUAAUGAGGUCAAGAAUUUUUGGAAUACAAGCAUAAGGAAGAAGCUAAUUUCUUAUGAUGUUCCUGCAAUAGCCACCUUUCCUGAUGUGCACUUUAAUGGUAACUCUGAGGAAGGUCUUUUCUCCCUAAAUGCAAACCCUAAUUGGAUCCUAAGCUCACAGCAAGACCAACUAGAACUUGACCCACUUGCUAGACUCCCAUAUUUUCCAGUAGGCUGUAAUUAUCCUUAUGAUCCACACGUGCCCAACAAUCAUAUGGAGUACAUGGAUGCCAUCAUGUCAUCAUCGUUAUCAUCAGCAUCAACAUUGUCAGCAUUAUCAAGCGGCCAAUUUGCCACAAAUCCUAAUCUUCCUUCAAGCUGA
Quercus robur (English oak) is the source of this 675-nucleotide messenger RNA. Its product is annotated as transcription factor MYB26-like. Lineage: Eukaryota; Viridiplantae; Streptophyta; Magnoliopsida; Fagales; Fagaceae. The transcript is spliced from 4 exons. The coding region runs from base 13 to 675 and encodes 220 amino acids. The record is from RefSeq and is a predicted model, not a curated record.